AUGAAUGAUGUCUCGUGUGGACGACCGCCGAGCAAGGAAGGAAGCAAGGAAGCAAAAAUUUCCGAAGAAAUGAUGAAUUUUCUUAUCCACGGUUUAUUUAAUACAAAGUAUGGUUCAGAUGAGUUUGGUCAAGAUUCGCCGAGGUAUACAUCACCAAAAUCCGCGACCGGACUCUAUGCCGAUCCAUAUUAUUUGGAUGGCGCAAAUGGCGCAAAUGCAGCGCAAGAUCCAUGGACUGGUGCCCCAGGAACGCAAGGACCCAUUCAGUCAGGAUCCUACCCUUCUGGUCACUCUCCUUAUGGUACUUCACAUUUAUCUCAGCCUUCCUACCCUCCUCCACCCAUGCAUGGUGUUCAUGAUAUGGGUUAUAGUGCCAUAUCUCCAAAUCAUCAUACAGGAGAAGGUCCUACUCCUUUAUUGGGUGGAGCUGCGCCCAUGGCUCCAUCUCCGGCAGGACCACCAGGACUUCCUCCCAUGUCCAGUUUUAGAGGGCAUUCCCCUCACGGAAACGUACCCCAUUCACAAACUCCCGGAGAUACUUUGGGAAAAGCUUUAGCAUCGAUAUACCCAACAGAUCAAAGCGUGUCCAGUUACAGUUCAAAUCCAAGCACACCAGUUAGUUCUCCCCCACCUCACGGCCAUCACUCAUUUCCGGGACAUUCAGCCGAACACAGGGCAAUGCAUAUGAAUCCGCCUGAACAACAACGAUUGGACGAUGCAAUCGGUUUUCUUAGAGACCACAACGAGGUAAUAAAUGAAACAAGGAUGGAAGAAAGGUUAGACGAUGCCAUUAAUGUAUUAAGAAAUCACGCCGAAAGUCUGCAAGGUUUACACGCUCUAGCUCAAAGUGGAUUAUCAACGCAUUCUAGUGUUAAUGGAUUAUUAGCUCCUUAUCCACAUGUACCGUCGGGGCCCCUAGAUCACAUGACAAGUCCCGGUGGAACGGCGGGGCCAUUGCACGGAGGUCCACCGGGUUCCGUUCCCGGCCCUCUAUCUGGAUAUCCUCAAGAGGCUCAUUCAGACGUCCCAGUUAAAGUGGAAAGAAUUACCGCAGCAUCGACAGGAAAAAAAAAAAGAAAAGAACCGCCGGAUAGUAAUUUAGAAAUUAAGCCUUCUAGCUCCGAAUUGGGUGUAGUAUCAGGUCCGAGUCUUGCACCUAAUUCAACAUCUAGUACCGUUUCAAAAGGAAACAAACGUUCUAGGAGAUAUUCCGUGAGUGAUGGCGGUGGCGUAGUAGACGAAGAUGAUGCCGAUAAAUCGAUCCGCGACAAAGAACGUCGUCAAGCCAACAACGUUCGAGAAAGUGCAUUUAUCGCAAAUUAUUUUUCUCAAAUUUGUUCCCACUGUUCGAGCGCGGAGGAAGAUGAGGAUCCCGAUAUCAAAGCUCAGAGAGAAAAAGAAAGGAGGCAGGCAAAUAACGCGAGAGAAAGAAUAAGAAUUCGUGAUAUAAACGAAGCACUUAAAGAACUAGGAAGAAUGUGUAUGACCCAUUUAAAGACGGACAAACCACAGACCAAACUCGGGAUAUUGAAUAUGGCCGUAGAAGUUAUUAUGCAGCUCGAGCAACAAGUACGAGAGAGAAAUUUAAAUCCUAAAGCAGCUUGUUUGAAAAGGAGAGAAGAAGAGAAAGCGGAAGAUGGUCCCAAACUCGGAGUCGGACCCUAUCACAUGUGUUAA
Molecule: messenger RNA, 1677 nt
Organism: Pediculus humanus corporis (human body louse)
Lineage: Eukaryota; Metazoa; Arthropoda; Insecta; Psocodea; Pediculidae
Product: protein daughterless, putative
Exons: 13
Coding region: 1-1677 (558 amino acids)
Biological process (GO): regulation of transcription by RNA polymerase II
Cellular component (GO): transcription regulator complex
Molecular function (GO): RNA polymerase II cis-regulatory region sequence-specific DNA binding; DNA-binding transcription factor activity, RNA polymerase II-specific; protein dimerization activity
Source: RefSeq, a predicted model, not a curated record